Molecule: messenger RNA, 3039 nt
Organism: Alosa alosa (allis shad)
Lineage: Eukaryota; Metazoa; Chordata; Actinopteri; Clupeiformes; Clupeidae
Gene: zdhhc17
Product: zinc finger DHHC-type palmitoyltransferase 17
Exons: 17
Coding region: 62-1930 (622 amino acids)
Biological process (GO): protein palmitoylation
Cellular component (GO): Golgi membrane
Molecular function (GO): protein binding; palmitoyltransferase activity
Source: RefSeq, a predicted model, not a curated record
GUCCUGUUUGUUUCUGCAAGAACCUUGCUUCCCAGAAUGCUUGGCGAGGUUGACCACCAAGAUGGCUGACGCUAUGGAUGAUUAUGAGAAAGAAGCUGGAUGUGUCCCCAUUCUCCAUCCAGAGGAACUGAAGCCCCAGAGCCACUAUAACCAUGGCUACAGCGAGAACGUGGGACGCAAGAGCCACGUGGAUGACUACAGCACCUGGGACAUCGUCAAAGCCACACAGUACGGGAUCUUCGAGCGAUGCCGAGAGUUGGUGGAGGCGGGCUACGACGUGCGUCAGCCGGACAAAGAGAACGUCACACUCCUGCACUGGGCGGCCAUCAACAACAGGAUAGACUUGGUCAAGUACUACAUAUCUAAAGGUGCUAUAGUGGACCAACUUGGGGGUGACCUCAACUCCACCCCACUGCACUGGGCUACCAGACAGGGCCACCUCUCCAUGGUGGUGCAGUUGCUAAAGUAUGGUGCUGACCCCUCCCUCAUCGAUGGGGAGGGCUGCAGCUGUGUCCACCUGGCCGCCCAGUUUGGACACACCUCGAUUGUGGCCUACCUCAUUGCCAAGGGACAGGAUGUGGACAUGAUGGAUCAGAAUGGCAUGACCCCCCUGAUGUGGGCAGCUUACAGGACACACAGCGUGGACCCCACCCGGCUGCUGCUGACCUUUAACGUGUCGGUGAACCUGGGGGACAAGUACCACAAGAACACUGCGCUGCACUGGGCCGUACUGGCCGGCAACACCACCGUCAUCAGCCUGCUGCUGGAGGCCAACACCAACGUGGAUGCCCAGAACAUCAAGGGGGAGACACCUCUUGACCUUGCAAAGCAGAGGAAAAACGUCUGGAUGAUCAACCACUUACAGGAGGCCCGACAAGCCAGGGGCUACGACAGCCCGUCCUACCUGAAGAGACUCAAGAUGGAUAAGGAGUUCAGACAGAAGGUGAUGCUGGGGACCCCGUUCGUGGUCAUCUGGCUGGUGGGCUUCAUCGCCGACCUGGACAUCGACUCCUGGCUCAUCAAGGGCCUUAUGUAUGCCGGGAUGUGGAUCUCCGUGCAGUUCCUCUCGAAGUCCUUCUUUGACCACUCCAUGCACAGUGCCCUGCCCCUGGGUAUCUAUCUGGCCACGAAGUUCUGGAUGUACAUCACCUGGUUCUACUGGUUCUGGAAUGAUCUGCCUCUGGUCACUGUCCACCUCCCGUUCCUGCUCAACAGCGUGGCGCUCUUCUACAACUUCGGCAAGUCGUGGAAAUCUGACCCGGGCAUCAUCAAAGCCUCUGAAGAGCAGAAGAAAAAGACCAUUGUGGAGCUGGCAGAAUCAGGAAGCCUAGAUCUAAGCAUAUUCUGCAGCACCUGCUUGAUACGGAAGCCCAUCAGGUCCAAACACUGUGCUGUGUGCAACCGCUGCAUCGCUAAAUUUGACCAUCACUGUCCUUGGGUUGGCAACUGCGUAGGGAGUGGGAACCACCGCUACUUCAUGGGUUACUUGUUCUUCCUGCUGUGUAUGAUCUGCUGGAUGAUAUACGGCUGUAUCUGCUACUGGCGAAUCCACUGUGCCACCAACUACCACAAGGACGGCUUCUGGGUGUACCUGACGCAGAUCGCCUCCUGCUCGCCCUGGAUGUUCUGGAUGUUCCUCAACAGCAUUUUCCACUUCAUGUGGGUGGCCGUGCUCAUCAUGUGCCAGCUGUACCAGAUUGCCAUUCUUGGGAUCACCACAAAUGAGAGGAUGAACGCCAGAAGAUACAAGCACUUUAAAGUCACGGCCACGUCCAUCGAGAGCCCCUUCAAUCACGGAUGCAUGAGGAACCUCAUAGACUUCUUUGAGCUGCGCUGCUGCGGCCUUCUGCGGCCUUUGGUGGUGGACUGGACCACGCAGUACACAAUAGAGUACGACCAGUCGUCCGGCUCAGGCUACCAGCUGGUGUGAUGCUGGUGUGAAGAGAGAGAGAGAGAGUGCGAGAGAGAGCGAGACAGCGCAGCAGGACGCACGGAUGAUGAGCGAGAGCAGGACUGCGGGAAGGAGGGAGGAUUCGGGUGUGUUUUGUUUUUCUCCCCCGACUUUUGUUUUCCUUUUUUAUAUAUAUAUAUAUAUAUAUAUCGUCGUCAUCCUCCUACAAGCAUAUCAGAGCAAGGCUGCAUCUAGAGAGCAAGGGGAUGGAGAGACUGUGUGUGUGUGUGUGUGUGCGUGCGUGCGUGCGUGUGUAUGAUGGGGGAACUGGGGAGUUAAGACUGGACCAUCUCUCUUCAUCAGAACAGAAGCAAGUUCUCAGCCUACAAGCAACUACCACGCAUCGUUUGUCGUCUUUCAUUGUUUGUUUUUGUUCUAGUUGUUGUUGUAUUAUUUUGUUUGUUUUGGUAUUAUUGCUUGGCCGGAGUCCCCAACCCACAGCUCCACCAUUGGUCACCACCCUCAACAGCAGCAGCAGCAGCGCCACCACCUGACCACCCCGAGUGGUCGCAGCAGAUCCCCUCUCCCCAGGCUUCCUCCGGCUCCCCCCUCAUCCCAAAUGCCAUGUGUUGUCGGCGCCAUCUUGGCCCUCCCUCUCCUCCGCAAACCCCCAAUGACUGCACCUCAACCAGAGGGCCAAAGCCAGGGGAGGGAUGGAGGAAGAGGAGGCAGAAGAGGAAGAGGAGGGGUCAAAUAAAAGGGAUUUUUGUGUUUUUAUUUGUUUUUGUUUUUGUUUUUUUCCACCAUCCACCGGAGUAGGGAGCAUGACUUAACAUGUAUGUGUUUGUAUGUUUGUUGUUCUAAAUGUCUUUUUCGUUCGGUUGGCCCUGGCAGAGUUUCGUUUAUUGUUUCGAUUUGUCUUUCUGAAUGCAGUCUUGGAACGCGAUUGUUCUGCAAGAGGCUUCGCAGUAUGGGGCCCCAAGUUGAUAUGAACUGAAGUGGUGCUGGGGUGUCAAUGAAAGCUCCUUAUUGGUCUUUUCGCUCCUUAUUGCCGCUGGGAUUGCGAUCAGUACCUUGUUCUAGUGGUCCCUCAUUUCUCCAUCACACUGUCCAGUCCUGUCCCCCACAGUGUAGUGAAACCAACGUUU